This is a messenger RNA of Dichomitus squalens LYAD-421 SS1, 501 nucleotides long. RefSeq lists its product as uncharacterized. The record is from RefSeq and is a predicted model, not a curated record. Bases 1 to 501 code for a protein of 166 amino acids. NCBI's taxonomy places the organism in Eukaryota, Fungi, Basidiomycota, Agaricomycetes, Polyporales, Polyporaceae. The transcript has 3 exons.
AUGCGAUUCCUCACCGGCACCUUCACCACCCUUGCUCUCCUCGCCUCGGCGUUCUCGCCAGCCAACGCCGCUCCGUCUCAAGGGGCUCACGGUGUCACCGUUAGACCCGCGGACGGCGAGACAGUCGUGGCUGGCGCGCCCUUCCCAUUCGAGUAUGCUCCCGCAAACGCGUGCCACGACGGAUACACCCCUAUCGGCGUGUACAUCGGUCGCGAGGCCCCUUCGUUCGAGAAGGAUGUCCAGGACAACGGCCACCUCCGUCCGGGCAGCUUCAUCUUCCAGUUUGGCGACUGGUUGAUCCCUAACUUCGGACUCCCGCCGUCGCAGCCCCCCCCGCCCCCGCCGGCCAUCUUCCUGCCCGAGUUCCCGAACGUGGCGAACAACACGAAGCUCUACCUUACCGUUGUUGAGACCUCCAUCGACUGCCCGCCUGGACCGCCUGCUGUCUCGCCCAAGUACGGUUUGGAGACCACCAGCGUAGUGUACGUCACCUUGGUGUGA